AUGGAAUACAGUGAUUCCAAAACAAAAGGCAACAAAACGGACCUCGAAAAGGAAAUCGAGGAAAUUGAAAGUGAAACAAAAUUCACUGAUAUCAUGGCAAGAGCAAAUGAAACGAUAUUCAUGCUAGAAGCAAGAGCCACAGAAGCAGCAAGUCAAGCUGAUAAAUUUGCAAGGAAGUUGGGAAUAAAAUUACAUAGAAACCAACGAAUAGUAACGCAUCUUGAAGAUGCAAAUAAUCGAUCGCCACAAACGGUAAGUGCCAGAACGGCAACAGAUCAAAGUAGUGACAAGACUUUCAGCCCAGAUGACGCAUUAUGGCUGUCACAGGAUCAUUCUGAUACUAGCAGAGAUGAGAAGAAGAGUUCAUAUGUAGAACUCUCAAACCAAGUCAAAUGA
This is a messenger RNA of Necator americanus (New World hookworm), 396 nucleotides long. RefSeq lists its product as uncharacterized. Bases 1 to 396 code for a protein of 131 amino acids. Lineage: Eukaryota; Metazoa; Nematoda; Chromadorea; Rhabditida; Ancylostomatidae. The record is from RefSeq and is a predicted model, not a curated record. The transcript has a single exon.